ACACUGAAUACAGACAUAGGGGUUAGCUUUAUCCAUUACUCCGAAAGCAAUAUAAAUAAAUGUAGUAUUGAAGACUCGGUGAAUUGAAAAACAAAGCCACCUACAAACAAACAAAAAACAAAACCAGAGAGAGAGAGAGAGAGCAAGAAAAAACAGGUUUUCUUUGAGAUCAAUGGCGUCAAGGAAGAGCUUUCUUUCAAACCCGAACCGUUACAUCUUUCCGACAACCUCAGACACCCAUUUGAGCCAAACCCAAGAGGGCAUGUUCGAGUUGGACGAGGCUGAGUUAUGGAACAACCACAACCACUCUUCCACAACAACGGAUCAGGGCAAAAAGGGGUUACCUUCUUCAGGUUCGCGUUCCGUUCUGAAGAGAGCUUCAAGGAAUCAUAACAACAACAAUGGAGGGAGAGACAGAAUCACUACCCCGGCGUCAUUGCCUGUGAACAUACCCGAUUGGUCCAAGAUCUUGAAGGAGGACUACAAGGAGCACCCCAAGUACUGGGAGAGUGAAGAUGAAAAAGAAGAAGAAGAUGAUGAUGAUGAUGAAGAACACAACAACGUUGUUGGUGAACAAAACCAUGGGUUUAGAAAUAUUAGGGUACCCCCACAUGUGUAUUUGGCUAGGACAAGAGGUGCUUCUCUGUCGGUGCAUGAAGGGAUCGGAAGAACUCUCAAAGGAAGAGACUUGCGCAGUGUCAGGAAUGCCAUUUGGAAGAAAGUUGGCUUCGAAGAUUAAUUAAUUAAUUAUUAGUAUUAAUAAUUAUUAUCAGUGGGGUGGGGAUUAGAGCUAGCUUGGUUUCAACUUUUUCAUCUAAUCAUAACAUAUAUAUAUAUAUAUAUCAAGAGAGAGAGGGAUAAGAUAUGGAUCGGAUUCCAUAUUUUUUGCCAGAUUUUUUUUUUGGAAAUUUUGGUUAAGGUGGCAAUUAAUUACUUUAGUGACUGCUAGUUGUAGUAUACUGUAGCUAUGUGCUUGAAGAUCGAGAUCCAUUUGCUAUGUUGUUCGUGUGGAUGAUCUCAAUCUCUUGAUCAUAUUAUUAGGGGACUUUUUUUUUUAAUUGUUGACUUGUAUUGUAGUACUAAGUAAGGAGAUGAUCAUCAUGAUCAUAUCCUCAUUUUGGUGUCUGCUGUUUUUAAAGAAGGACCACUCUUGAGCUCUACAUUCAACUUUUUUUUUUAUUGGAUAUGAAUAUAUUAUCUUUUUGGGUUUGAGGAUUUAA
Molecule: messenger RNA, 1220 nt
Organism: Glycine soja
Lineage: Eukaryota; Viridiplantae; Streptophyta; Magnoliopsida; Fabales; Fabaceae
Product: ubiquitin carboxyl-terminal hydrolase 34-like
Exons: 1
Coding region: 173-739 (188 amino acids)
Source: RefSeq, a predicted model, not a curated record